This is a messenger RNA of Entrophospora candida, 143 nucleotides long. The record is from the annotation of a GenBank genome assembly. Lineage: Eukaryota; Fungi; Glomeromycota; Glomeromycetes; Entrophosporales; Entrophosporaceae.
AAAUUAUUAGAGCAGUGGAGCCAAAUCCUGAAGUUGAUGAUUCUGAUGAAGAGGAAGAAAUAAAAUUGAAUGAUAUGGAAGAAGAUAUUGAAGCUAGGGAUCUAAUUGAAUAUAUGAUUGAACAUGAUCCAGAAAAAAGGUAA